AUGGGCUCAAGAACCAUUAUCAUCGACCACGGGUCUGGCUUUCUGAAGGCUGGUUUGUCUGGUUGGAAUGAACCCCAGAUGGUUUUACCAAGCAUCGUAAACUACAUACCAUGCCGGGAGAACCCCGGCCCCAGCUAUGCUCGGAGACGUGUGAGUCUGGGCAUCGACUUCUGCCAUCCUGACACCUUCAGCUACCCCAUUGAGCGCGGCCGCGUGCUCAACUGGGAGGGCGUGGAGCACAUCUGGUCGUUUGUCUUGGAGAAACACAGGCAUGAGCACGAGGACUCCCCAGUGAUCAUCACCGAGAACCCCCUGAGGGAGCCUUCGGACCGACGGAAGACCCUGGAGAUUAUGUUUGAGUUGCUGGAUGUCCCUUCUCUCCUCCUGGCUGACCAGCUGGAGAUGUCACUGUAUGCCUCUGGCCUCCUGACCGGCGUGGUGGUCGAUUCUGGCUAUGGCCUGACCCGUGUGAAAUCUUUUCAUCUGGGUCUUCCGUUGCCCUCCAGCUGUAAGACGCUGGAGUUUGCCGGCCAGGAUCUCUCCGCCUACCUCUUCAAGAGCCUCUUUAAGGAAGAUAGUGACCGGCACAACCUGUUUCAGCUGGAGACAGUCGCCACGACCCAGAUUAGCAAGUGCUACGUGCCACAGAAUUUGGCUGAGGCACUGGACUUUCGUCAGAGCCUGCCCAGUGGCUCCGACGAGAGCAACACCUACCAGCUCCCUGAUGGCACCACAGUGGAGCUGACGCCUCUGCAGCGACUUGCUCCUGAGAUGUUCUUCAGCCCCCAGGUGUUCGACCUGCCAGGGCCCAGCAUCUCCCAGGCCUUCGUGGAGUCCCUGGAGACCUGCGACACCUCGAUGCACCCGCUGCUCAUGUCCCAUGUGGUGGCCUGUGGGGGGAACACCCUGUACCCCGGCUUUACCAAGCGCCUGUACAAGGAGCUGACCACCAAUCACUUUUCCUCCACCGAGGCUAUAAUCUGGGCGGGUUCCAAUCGAAACUUCAGUGUCUGGCUAGGAGCAUCUAUGGUGGCUCAUCUUUCUACUUACAGGUCCAAGUGGAUGACCAAAGAGGAAUAUGACGAGAGUAUGAGGUUGUAA
Molecule: messenger RNA, 1101 nt
Organism: Trichechus manatus latirostris (Florida manatee)
Lineage: Eukaryota; Metazoa; Chordata; Mammalia; Sirenia; Trichechidae
Gene: ACTL8
Product: actin like 8
Exons: 2
Coding region: 1-1101 (366 amino acids)
Source: RefSeq, a predicted model, not a curated record